AUGAGUUCUGACCUGUCCCAGUCGUUGCGCGCCGCAAGCGACAGCCUCGAACCCCAAUGGGCAGAGGUUCAUCAAGAACACCCGAACGCCAUCGCAGUCGACUGUCUCCACGACCGUUCUCUCUGCGACGAGACUGAUCUAGCGUCUUUCCCAGCCAUCAGACUGUAUCUUAAAGACGGCAGCAUGCAAAGAUACCGCGGGCCCCGCAGGACUAAAGAUAUCACGGCUUUUGUGAAGAGAUUGUCGCGUCCAGUAAUCACAUAUGUCACGCAAAAUGCUGCAAGUGACUUCUCAAAGAGCGACAAUGUUGUUCUCGUCGCCAGACUGGCGAAUAACGACGACAGUCUGCGAUUCAAUGCAAACGACCUUUCGGCAGUUGAUGCGUUACAGUCGCUCAUCCGUCAGUGCUCCACACCUCUCGUGGCACAGCUCACGCGGAGGAACGAGAUGGAACACUUGAGUGCUGGCAAAUCGCUUGUAUACUUCUUUGCCUCUGACCACGAGCGACGGGAAGAGUAUUCCAGCGACAUCAGACAGCCCGCAAGAAACUUUCAGGAGUACCUCAACUUUGUUACUGUGGACUCUAGCGAGUAUUCCGACAUGCUAGUAGGGCUAGGACUUCCAAAAGACGUAUCUGAAGCAUUGGCGCUUCAGAACCCCCAAACUGGACAGAUUUUCCCGUACAUUGGCAAACUUGACACCAAAAGCGUGGAAAGUUUCAUUGUCGAUAUUUCCGAGGGCAACGUCCAGCCUUGGGAUGGUCAGUCGCCAGUGGCAGAGCAGGAUGGGGUCCAGAGUGUGCAUGAUGAAUUGUAG
Molecule: messenger RNA, 816 nt
Organism: Colletotrichum aenigma
Lineage: Eukaryota; Fungi; Ascomycota; Sordariomycetes; Glomerellales; Glomerellaceae
Gene: pdiA-0
Product: Protein disulfide-isomerase
Exons: 5
Coding region: 1-816 (271 amino acids)
Biological process (GO): response to endoplasmic reticulum stress; protein folding
Cellular component (GO): endoplasmic reticulum
Molecular function (GO): protein disulfide isomerase activity
Source: RefSeq, a predicted model, not a curated record